CAGAUCAGAGAGAGACAGAGAGAGAGAAGAGACGCAAGCCGAACUCUUCCACUUCAGGAUGUUUCCCCGGGUCUCUCGCCUCACGUCUGACCGUCGGCCUGCGGAGCUCAGGCCAGCGCUUUGGAAGUAGUUUUGAGGAAACUUUCGGCGGCUCUCUUUGCUAAUUCGAGAAUUGCUGCUCGAGCGCACGGCUGCGGAGGUUAGCCGCCGAAGCUAACGGGACUUGGACGUGAGAUAGCACGAGCGGUUCAACGUUCGGCACCAGAACCUUCGCAGCGCCGCGCGAGCAACGACAUGCGGAGCAUGACUUGCAUCUCGGUGCUGCUGCUGCUGCUGUCUUUUUGGGGCGACUCGUGAUUCCGCCGCCUCGGAAACCAAAGACACGACUAUGAGGUUGUCGGGAAAUCUCCCGAUGCAGGUGUAUUGUUGAGCCGUGACUCUUUGACGUCGCGAAGGAUGUCCCAGCCGGACAGCACCAGUUCGUAUCUCGGUUUGGAGGACCCGCAGUGGCUAUGCAUGGUCACCCUGUUCGCCGCGUCUCUGGUUACGCUGGCUCUCUACUUCAUGCAGUAUUUCCAUCCCGGGCUCGUUGGAAGCAGGCAGAGAGCAGCAGCAGCUGAGGAGGAGGAAGCGGCGGCUCUGCUGGGAUGGGCGCUGUCAAAGCAAAGCUGGAAGAGCCAAUGGAGGGGAGCGUGGUGCAGGGCUCUGACUGAAGAGGCAGCCAAGCGUGGGGGCGAGCUGCUGCUGACGUUUGAAGAAGGUGGCGUCCAGGCACCAGAACUCACCGUCCGCGCCGUGUCCGGCUUUCGGAAAUCGGCCACAAACAAGGCCGCCUCCUGCAGCGUGGUCGGAGAGAAGCUUCAGUUCUCUCUCAGCGCAGCAAAGUCAGCCGGAGCGGAUCCUCGCAAAUACACGGCAUGCAUCGCUCCAGUAGAGCUGCAGCUUCAGCUAAGCAUGCAGGAAGUCCAAGAUGAGAUCAGGGUGAGCUGGGAAAUGUCCCGUUUGGACACAGAGGGUCUGCAUGUGAUCCCCGACCUCACACAGGAUGCUGCCAACACGUGGACUGCAGCGGCCGUUAAGGAGCAGCUGAUGCAGCUGCUGUGUGCGACUCGCCCCUCGGUGCUGCUGAGCUGCAGGCCCGCUCAGGCCUCACAGCGCAAGGAAGCUCAUAACAAAGUGCUGUCGCCGCCAAAGCCCCCCCGCGCCCACGACUGGAAGCUGCUUGUGAAAAACACUCGGGUCACACUCAGUCAGGAGGAAGAUGCUGCAGGCAGCGUGAAUCCUCUGUGUGUGCUGCAGCUGGACGAUCCUCCCCAGAGGUUUAGCACCUCCGUUUUGAAGAACACAACCACUCCUACCUGGGAGCAGCCAUUUGUCUUCGAGCUGAAUGGACGAUCAAAGGAGCUUUCUGUGCAGUUGAUGAAUGAUGGUCAACCUCCAGAGAGUUCUCUACUCGGGAAGGUAUGUGUGCCUUUUGAUCUCGUGAAGAAGCAACCCAAAGGACAGCAGACAUUUGCACUUAAGACCAAAGACUCUGUGACUGGAUCACUUACUACUGAGUUUACCUAUCUAGAGCCCAGUGAGGUGAGGUCCUGGCAGCCUCCCACUCCAGCUGCCUGCAAGAAGGUGGAGAUGGACCGGACCGUGAUGCCCUGCGGCACCGUGGUCACCACCGUCACCGCUGUGAAGAGCAAGCCUGGGCGACCGCUCCCGCUCAACAACACUGAGCCCGCCCUGAAGACGGUCGACAGUAAGACCAAGCUAGCCGAGCGCCGGGUUUCAGAGCAGGCGUCCCCGCUGGGCGGCGCGGUGAGCAAGGCCUUAUCGUCCUCCGAUACGGAGCUGCUCAUGCUCAACGGGACUGACCCGGUGGCCGAAGCGGCGAUCAGACAGCUCCAUCAGUCUGCCAAGCAGAAGCUCAAGUCGCCGGUGAAGAAGAGCACCAUCAUCAUCUCAGGCAUCGCCAAAACGCCCUUGUCUCAGGAUGACGAACUCGCUCUGAUGGCGGGCUACGCGGCACAGAUGGACGCCUCGAUGUCGGAGAGCAGCUCCACCCAGGACGUGACCACGGCCGUCGCGUCGGGUACCAGCAGCGUUCCAGAGGGGUCGGAGCCCCUUGAGGGCCCAAGCGGAGUCGGCCGGCCCCCAGAGGACUGGGAGAGUCAAACUGAAGGAGCGCUAGACAACACGUCGUUGUCCAUGUGUGUGUCCGAGGCGAGCUGCAAGAAAAGCAGAGAGGAGAGCAGUGCUAAGCAGACUAUUUACCCUGAUGAGGAGCUUCCUUCAGAAGAGCGCCAAGCUCUUCUUCCGGCGUCGUCACCAGCGCAAAGAGCCGGGGAUGAGCCAGUCGCACAACGACCUGGUUUACCUCGAGUCUCCGGCUGCAGUGGAGCGGGCCAGCAGAACCGCCACGCUCAGCCGCAUGCUCGUCCGCAAGAGCAAGGGCAGCAAGAACAGGAGCAAAGCUAACGGCUCGACUCCCUCGGGGGAUCCGCGCGCGUGACCUCAGCCUCUCUCACAGCCACCAUCAUCACCUCCAUGUCAAAGAUGCACUGGCAAAACAUCAAGGCUAACCUUGCUCCUCGCUAGCGCCUAGCCUGCAGUCGGGAGCCACCGCACUGUGAACAGGAAGGCUCAACAUAAGUACUUCCUGUAAAGUCCUGACAUUUUACAAACUGCAUGGGUUUACACGUCAACAAAAGCGACCUGUCCAAGGUCGAUGGCCGAUAUCAUUUAGCUUGGUUUCUUUUGAUCUAUUUUUAUUUUCCUUUUUUGGGAAUAUUAAGUGCUUUUGCGACCCCGUCACAGACCGAUUGGGACUGAUGCGGGCCGUCUUGUCUUUACCUCACCGACGCAGAAAUUCUCCCUGGUGUACGCCGCUGGGUUUCCUACGGCGGAUCAGCAGCACCAAAGAUGAAGAGCGGAGCGCCGUUUUGGAUGAAUCGCACGAGUAACUUAAAUUAACCGUGGGAUGACACGGUUAAAAUUGUUCGCAAAGGGAGAUCAGCAUCAUCGGAUUCCGACUUUAACACUAACGUUACAAUACGAACGGGUUGAAAAUCAUGAAAUUUGUCUUUUAAUAUGCAUUUGCAGUGGAUGCAAAAUCUCUACAAACCUCCCACCCUCUUAUUUUUUUUAACUUAUUUUCUCUGAAUGUAGAAGAAAUGUGAUGAUGAUGAUGAUGAUAGAUCUAGUGUAGCAUGAGUAAGACAUUAAUUUCAACAUAAAAACGUUUCACAAGUGAGCUCUAAGUACACUGAAAGCAUUGCGUAAAGGUUGUAAAGCGGUUUUCUUUUUACAAAAUUAGCUGUUUCGGUUGAAUUAUCGGUUGUAGAGAGGUUAUGUUGCCUUGUACCACUAGCUUUUAUCACAGCAGCAUGCUUCCAGCUCGCUGUGAUGAUGCAUGUCUAGUCUUCCUAAAAUAUUCCUCCUGUUCACUACUGCUGUCAGCGGUGGGCCUGUCACGAUAACAAAUUUUACUGAGCGAUUAAUUGUCCCAAAAAUGAUUGCGAUAAACGAUAAUAUUGUUUGAAGACCAUUUUUAAAUUGAUGUAAUGGUAAUGACAUAAUAAUGCAACAGAUAUCAUGCGAAAAGAAAUGCACUUGAUUUUCAAACGAACAUUUAACACUGGAACUGGAAAACUACAUUCAACCAAAAGAGUGCAGAUUAUGAAGUCUAUGCUAUGUUACCCUUCAUAAUCAUUAGAUGUAGAUGGACACAUCCAACUACCUUAUGCAAUAGUUCACACUACACGAUUUUUCCCUUACUACAAUCUUAGAACGUCUAACGUUUUAAGAUUGGACUUGGCUACAAUCGCAACUGAUCAUCCUGCAGUGUGUGGUGUGUUCGGACUGAUUGGGUCCAGUCGGUCCGCUCAGAUCUAAAUCAGGCAUAUUCAACAUGUUGGAUUGUCUUGGCCAGUUUAUCACUGCAGCCUGUGGGGUUUUCCCCGACUGGGGGGCGAGAAGGCAGCCCGUUGAAUGUGACAGGUAGCCAAUCAGAAAGCAAGGGGAGGAAUCCCAAACAGCUGACACGGCGCAUCCCAAAAUUUAAAAUUGACCACGUCAUCUCCGAUAUCCGGAGAGGACAUCGGAGAUGUUGAAUAAACGUUGAUGUUCAUUCAACAUUUGACGAGGAGAGGAGUUGGAGCAAAAUUGCUACCGCAGCUGAUAAACCCGGUAACUUUUCAGCUGUUCGUCAUUAACGUGACAUAAACGGGUUAUAAUGAUAAGGUUAUUCAUUCAGUCAGGACUUGACGCUGAUACUACAUGCAUUGCAGGUAGACUGUAGUAAAACAUUGAUUAACCAGAUUAAUGCCUGGUUUUAAAAUUAGUUAACUGGACUUGGAGCCAAUAUUUCAUGCCCAUUGUUGGACACCACACGGCACGACCAAACCGUUAAACCUAUGAUUUCUGUCGGCUGGCUUGUGGUCUGUCAGGUUUUGAAAAUGGGCCGACGAUUCCAAAAUCGUGUAGUGUGAACUGGACUUUACGCUAAGGAAAUGAGGAAGGGAGUUGAGUCUUUUUUCAUCCAUCGUCAUCAAUAGAAAGAGAAAAAGACCGGAAGAAACGAUAAAGCCGAUGAAUUAAAAUGAGGUCGAUAAUUUUCAUUUAUAUUGCGAUUAAAUUGAUUUAUUGUUUAUCGCGACAGGCCUCGUCAGCGGGGGUAUUGGUGUGUCCAAAGGGAACUGAUGAACCUUAAAACACUUUCAUGCUACAUGCUUCACAAACCUGCCAAAAUUGUUGGCCCCUUCUCCUCUCUGCUUUGUCAUUUAUUCCAUUGUUGGGUUUUCAUGCAUUUCUGGAGCAAACCAAAUAGUCUGGCUGCUUUGUUUAAAUCCAGCUAAUGAUUGUAUUUCUCUCUCGUUACUGUGCGUCCUUUUUUUAACUGCUGUUUAUCUGUGAUGUCUUUGCUCGGAGGACAGAUGCAGCGCAGAGACGGCGCUAACGGAUCGCCUUAUAGCUCCUCGGAAAACGACUUCAGCCACUUUAGGCAUGUUCCUCAGCUUUCCUCAUCCAUCAAGACUAAAGGACUGGAGUGUGUUGUUAGGGUUGCCCUGAGAGACAGCCAUACAACCUCUUGCACCAUCAGCUGUGUUUGUAACCUAGAAGCCUAUGCACAUAUCGAAUUCCUGGAUGUUUACGUUACGGGACGAUUAAAAAAACACUUCUUUUGUUUUUUAUGUCUUAAGGACAACGCGUCCUUCGAGGUUGUUGGCUUCCCUGCAUCGUUGUACAUUCAUGACAGCAGUUUAAGUCUCCUACUGUCUUUUCUUGUUUGGUUUCUUUAAGAAUCGGUCACGACUGAGGUCGGGGAAGAGAAAAACGAUUUUCUCACAUCUCCUCCAGCUCCGCAACCCUCAAGAACUUCCCUGUUGUUCAUUCACUAAUAAGCAUCAGGGCUAUGUAUGUUUAUCAGAAUGCUUAACUUUGUAUGUUUUUCAUUUUGUUUAACGAUGUCUGUUCUGUGCGCAUGAAUUGGCUGCAGUGCUGCUGCAGAAUGUCAGAUUUUGGAACUGAAAUCCAAUGGAGUUAUUUAAUUUCCAGCAAUAAAUACUGAGUGACUACACGA
Messenger RNA from Poeciliopsis prolifica (blackstripe livebearer), 5572 nucleotides. Its product is annotated as C2 domain-containing protein 2. Bases 457 to 2469 code for a protein of 670 amino acids. The transcript has 14 exons. NCBI's taxonomy places the organism in Eukaryota, Metazoa, Chordata, Actinopteri, Cyprinodontiformes, Poeciliidae. The record is from RefSeq and is a predicted model, not a curated record.